UGCACGGCCUGUAAGCCGCCAAUCAUGGCGCAUAGGAAGAGGCCAGGGAACAGCGGAGGAAACAUUAUGGCUGCUCCAGGCCCUGCUUCCUGUCCCACCCCUCAUCCAGCAGAGUCAUGUGAUCUCAAAGCCCUCCCCGCUCGGCAGCGCCCAGUCCACUACCCUAAGGAGUCACACGUGGCGAAGCCCCCGCCCCGCUCCUGUAAGACACAGUAUUCAUCUCCCAAGUCUAAACACGUGGGUCGAAAUCUUCCAGAAGUGGAGGUGGACACAAAGGUAGAUGUGAAACAAUACAGCAACCAAGUAGAUGCAGAACUGGAGGAUCAGCGAGCAGCAACACCCUCUACACCAGAACAUGAACACAACAAAGAAGACCAUGAGCAGGGGAACUUCCACGGAGGAGCCGACAGUCUGGACGAUGACUCCAGCUCAGACUACAUAAACAAUAGCUCAGAUGAUGACGAGGACUAUGGCGAUGGACUGGCUGAGGAGGACGAGGGCGUCACUUACUACAUCCGUUACUGCCCAGAGGAUGACAGCUACCUGGAAGGUAUGGACUGCAGCAGCCAGGGAGACUGCGACCACAGCCACAGCCGGAGGGACUGCACCGACACCCUGCCACCAGAGGAGUCCCACACUGAUGCAUGCCACGAGACUGUGGACGGGUGGACCGAGGAAGGAGAGGGAGAAGGCAGGGUGAGAGAGGUAGAAUGGGUGGAAGGUGACGAAGGAGAUGGGACGGUGCGGGAGGAGUGGACGGAGGAGGAUGAAGGGGUGAGGGAGGAGUGGAGGGAGGGAGAUGAAGAGGUGAGGGAGGAAUGGAGGGAGGUGGACCAGAUCAGGAAGGAGCAGUGGGCGGGACGAGAGAGGCGCAGGGUGGAGGACUGGGGCGGGGGAGAAGGGGAGGUCCGCUGCGAGGUGGUGGAACAAGAUCCGGAUGAACAGAUUUACAAUGGAAGACCAGAACCCAUCCUGGACCAUCACCAUCACCCCCACCACCAAAGCUCCCGACAGGAAACCCUGCAUGCCCGAGAGGAAGAGGAGGCAGAGAGUGAGGAAUACUGCCCCAAUGAGGAAGAAGAUGAGGAAGGUGGCGAGGAAGAGAGACGUGGAAGGGCUUAUAGCAGGAACUACUAUGCUGCCGAGGACAAUGGCAACUCAGUGAGAGGCUCCCCUUACCGUGGCCGCAAGGUUGUGGUGGUGGAGGGUGAGACGGGGGAGGAGGCGGAGGAGGACAUCGACCAGAUCGUUGCAGAGAUCAAGAUGAGCAUGAGCAUGGGGAGCCUGAGCAGCGGCACCGACCAAAGCCCGGAGGAGCUGGCGGUCGACCCGGCCACGAGCAACUACGCCCACCCAAAGCCCGAUGCAGCCCCCUACCCACAGGCCCACCACCGCCACGACAGCCGGCCCAAGUCCCUGAACCUCCCCUCAAUGCACCACAACAACCCCGACCUCCAGCGGGGCGUCAGGGCCCGCUCCCCCGAGGACCGGCAGCGAUGGCAGCAGGAGCAGGUGAGCAAUGGCGCAGAGCAGCCCCGAAAACAGCAGCGCUCCGACCUCAAUGUUCCCCUGGAGAAUAACAAUGUACCAGAGCCAGCAAAGAAAGUUGCAUCGUUCCCGAGCUUCGUCGAUGUCCCAGGACCCUGUGAGCCAGAAGAUCUAAUUGAUGGAAUUAUAUUUGCUGCUAACUACCUGGGCUCCACUCAGCUGCUGUCCGAGAGGAACCCGUCCAAGAACAUACGCAUGAUGCAAGCCCAGGAAGCUGUCAGCAGGGUCAAGAGGGUACAGAAGGCUGCCAAAAUCAAGAAAAAGGCGAGUGCAGAGGGAGAUGCUCAAACCCUCACCGAGGUGGAUCUGUUCAUCUCCACACAAAGGAUCAAGGUUCUCAAUGCAGAUUCGCAGGAAACAAUGAUGGACAAUGCACUUCGCACUAUAUCCUACAUUGCUGACAUUGGGAACAUCGUUGUCCUGAUGGCGAGGCGUCGGAUGCCACGCACAGCUUCUCAGGACUGCAUUGAAACGACCCCUGGGGCGCCUGAGGCAAAGAAGCAGUACAAAAUGAUAUGCCACGUCUUCGAGUCAGAAGAUGCCCAGCUCAUCGCCCAGUCCAUCGGCCAGGCGUUCAGCGUGGCCUACCAAGAGUUCCUAAGGGCCAACGGCAUUAACCCUGAGGACCUGAGCCAGAAGGAGUACAGCGACAUCAUAAACACCCAGGAGAUGUACAAUGAUGACCUUAUCCACUUCUCCAACUCCGAAAACUGCAAAGAGCUGCAGCUGGAGAAGAGUAAAGGUGAGAUCCUGGGCGUGGUGAUCGUGGAGUCUGGCUGGGGCUCCAUUCUGCCCACUGUCAUCUUAGCCAACAUGAUGAACGGCGGCCCGGCCGCUCGCUCCGGCAAGCUCAGCAUCGGGGACCAGAUCAUGUCCAUCAACAACACCAGCCUCGUGGGGCUGCCACUCGCCACCUGUCAGGGAAUCAUUAAGGGCUUAAAGAACCAGGUGCAGGUGAAAAUGAACAUCGUCAGCUGCCCUCCUGUGACCACCGUCCUGAUCAAGAGGCCAGACCUCAAAUACCAGCUUGGCUUCAGUGUGCAGAACGGCAUAAUAUGCAGCCUGAUGCGGGGAGGCAUUGCUGAGCGAGGCGGGGUCCGAGUGGGUCACAGGAUUAUUGAGAUCAAUGGGCAGAGUGUGGUGGCCACAGCUCAUGAGAAGAUUGUCCAGGCUCUGUCCAACUCUGUCGGCGAGAUUCACAUGAAGACCAUGCCGGCAGCCAUGUUCAGGCUCCUGACAGGACAGGAGACACCCAUGUACAUAUGAGGCGACCCCAGGUUGCUGUCAGCUGUGAUCGGUAUCUUCACCCGAGCUGACCACAGACUGGGGGGAAGAUUGCUUCCCCUUCUUUCAUUUUCCUCCUCUUUAUUUUUCUUUCUCUGAGCGGACGACUUCAGCGCUUCAUCUCUCCCUCGUCUGUGCUUAACAUACAAUGACCGUUCUAUUGACAUGAGAUGUGUUUCCCAUCUGACCAGCUGACGAGAUCAAGUGUGUGAGCGUGGAAACUGUUAUUUAUUUGUCCCGUCUGUGCUUCUCCGUGAGUGACGAUCGUGUGGAUGGACUUACUGAGUGAAUGCAUCACAAUUUAUUUUUUAUAUUCGCAUAAUGCAAUAUGAUACUUCUACUAUACUUCUUGUAUAGUUUCAUUUCCUUUAUUUAUUUCUCAUGUAAAUACAUAUUUUGCUAAUAUUGUGACGGGAGGCAGCGGGGUGGGACAGGCCACGGCUGCAUUGUAAAUACUUAUUGAAUCUUGCUGUUGAAUUGAAAGCAGACUGGGACGAAGGCAAAGGCACAAUGACAUGUGAAUUUCAAAGGGAGUUACUUUAAAGUUUCAAAUGUCAGGUUUAAAUGUGGUAAGUCGAUAUAAUGCACAUAUGAAUCAAACCAAUGCUUGCAGCAGGGGUUCAUGGGAGAAACGCCAUAGCCUUUGAUUUACUUCAUUUUACGGCAAUACUCGAGUUCCGCCUCUGAAUGGGAAAAUAUGCCUUUUAUAAAUUUGAUGUACAAACACUCACACAUUUAAAUGACAGCAAAUGGAUUAAACGAACGUGCAUCGGUUUUGCUUUGAUUAUCAGUCACAUGUGUGAAGUUACUUUCGUGUGCUACUCGGCUGUAUGUUCAUUAGUGUCUCUGACUGAAGCUCGUGCAUACAACGAGCGGAUUGUGAAUGUACCGUGUUGUGUGAGCCGUCCCAUUGCCAUAAGCAGUAUUAGAAUGUCUGUACAGAGAAACGUGUCUAGUGUUGUCCUCAUGUUAAAAAAAAAAACAAAAAAAAAAACUAAAGCAUAACACGGGUUCGGUCACGGCAAACAUCGUCUCACCUGUACGUUGGCUUUCAGCCCCGAGAGGGACAGAGAGAGAACUGUGAAUCACACACUGUGACAUACGAAGCCUUACCACAGAGUAAUGCUUUUACAAUGCAUCAUAGUCCAAUUUAACCAUGUGAACAUUAUCUGUGUGCAUGCCUUGUAAAGUAGUAUCAUGUCAUUGUGGCAAGAUAAUAAAAUGUGAGCUGCAGUAAA
Messenger RNA from Betta splendens (Siamese fighting fish), 4070 nucleotides. It is a transcript of the gene apba2b, whose product is annotated as amyloid beta (A4) precursor protein-binding, family A, member 2b. Lineage: Eukaryota; Metazoa; Chordata; Actinopteri; Anabantiformes; Osphronemidae. Bases 25 to 2814 code for a protein of 929 amino acids. The record is from RefSeq and is a predicted model, not a curated record. Gene Ontology annotation, biological process: chemical synaptic transmission. Gene Ontology annotation, cellular component: cytoplasm; plasma membrane; dendritic spine. Gene Ontology annotation, molecular function: protein binding; amyloid-beta binding. The transcript has 15 exons.